Messenger RNA from Seriola aureovittata, 4191 nucleotides. It is a transcript of the gene fam110c, whose product is annotated as family with sequence similarity 110 member C. Lineage: Eukaryota; Metazoa; Chordata; Actinopteri; Carangiformes; Carangidae. The transcript has a single exon. The record is from RefSeq and is a predicted model, not a curated record. The coding region runs from base 365 to 1417 and encodes 350 amino acids.
ACUAGUAAAGACAGAAAUCGGUUUCUCAUUAGAUAAUGUGAGUUUUUGUCCUGUAUUGAGCAACAAGGAUAAAAGCCCACACUUCUACCAGGACAAGAGGGGGAAAAAAAAUAUGCAACAGUGUCAGCUUUCACUGUUCUCACUUGUGAUGGUAUCAGGUGUACUUUGAACAGGCUUGUGCUCGGUUAAAACUAGCCUUGCACAGGAUGGGUGGGGUAAUGUGCUGUGUGUUUGAACAGACAAGGUGAAAUCUGUUGUGAUACGUGCUCAGGCAAAGAGCGGGCUUGAAUGGAAUCUUUUACCUCUAACACUUGAGAGGCUGUACACUGAAGGAUUACUUGCUCUUCGGACAUAACUGAUUUGAAUGUUCAUUAAAACCGCAAUGGAGGCAACCAGUGACACCAGCAAAAUCCUGGAGAAGGGUCCUGAAUACCUUCGAAAACAAAUGGAACUGGAGAGUGAGACAAAAGGACGCAUGAGUGCUGUGGAGAGGCUCCGGGCAAGCAAACCGAAAUACGUCAAAAGCCAGCAGGUGGUCAACUCCACUCAGGAGUCAGUGAUCAGUCUUGGAUCAGCUUCUGUGAGCAGCACAGGGUCUUCUAACCGGAGCUCGAACCGUGGUGGGAAUUUUGUCACGGGAAAUAACUCGAAAGAGGCAACAGGUGGUGUGCAAACCUGCUCACCAGGGCAGGUACGUCGGUCCAGCUCCAAAAAACGACCCGACUCUCUUCUGCUUUACAGACAGAAAUGUGAGUUACUGAGAGGUGCAGCAAACUACCGGAAACAUCAUAUAACACGUAAGUUGCUGCUUAACACUGGGAAUAAAAAUGUUCCAUUACUUGAGGCGGCAGAUAAGGAAUGUGAUUCUGAAGGCAACAUGGAAAAAAUCACCACACCUGAGGGAACAGCAAAGGAAUGUAGCCCACAUGUAGUUUCCUCCCAGUCAGAGAGGAGGAAAAAUGGACUCUCAGAACAAUGCAGCACUGAGAGCGGGAAUUCCGGGACAAAGGUGACAACAAGUCUCCUCGCCGUUCAUGAGUUUGAAAGGAGAUCUGGCAAAGGGGUCAGUCGUUCUCACUCUGACAUCAGCUCCAGGUACUCCAAAAACUUUGCAGACUUUGAUUCUUUUUUCAAGUACUGCGGGCUUGACGGUGAGGUCAUCGAGUCUUUGGGGAAGGAGAACUUCUCGGCACGCUCAGAUGAAAUUGCAAUAAACAUCCGCAGUGUCAGUGUCUCUACAUCGGACGGCGGCUUCUCCAGGAGCAGUGGUGACAGUGAUGGCUUACUGGAGGAUAAUUUAGAUAAAAAGAUACAUCAGGGGACGUCAGUUAUUGAGCGCAAUGCACGGAUUAUCAAAUGGCUAUACAGCUGCAAAAACGCCAAAGAGACUGGGAAAAAGUUACGAGACCUCGACUGAGAUCAUUUCUUUUUUCUUACAGAAGACUAUGCUUACACAUUUUAUCCAUUUAACACAUUUAAGCGCGGACCAUACAUCAAAAACUAUCUGACAAAGAUCAAAUGUUCAUGUAUUUAUCUGUCCAAUGACUCACUCAGACCUGACUCUUUCAAAAGCCCACAGAUAGAUAUAAUUCCUGGCUUUUGGUUGUGGAAAACGAUGACCUUUGCCCUUUCACUUUUCCACUGCACUGUACGUGUUCGCAGCUGUAGUGCAUGUUUGUGUGUAUGUGUGUGUGAGCUACAUGUAUUUAUGGGUGCCUAAAUGUUUGUUUUCUUCUGUCUCUGUUCAAACUAUAUGUUUGUGCCAAUUUCAGCUGAGACCUCUGAGAGCUGUUUGCAUCUGUUCAGACUUGCAUAGAGCUACAAUACCUGUCAUGCUGGGGCCAGGCAAAGUGCACAGAAAUAUCCUCAUGACAAAUCACAGACACAAAAAUGUUAUUUUCCCAACAAUCUUCAUAUUGAAAACGUUUAUUUACAUGUAAUUUAGUCUGUCAACCUGUGCAUUCUGCACACUUAACCACACCAAGUCAGAUUGUGACUGUUAUAAGCUGCUAAUUAUAGCAAAUAUGCGAUUGCCAGGUUAGAGAAUAGAAUAAAUGCAUAAUAAAUUGAUUUUAGUUCACAUUCUCUGCAAGAUAAGUGCUCAUCAAUCCCUGAAUGGGAUUUUUCACAAUCUGGCAACUGAAGAACUUUUCUUAUUAAUGGCUUAUACCUAAUCUAUAAAGAAUUACAAAAUGAUUUAUUAUCCAUUAAUAAAGUCAUUAGUUGCACCUUAUAAACCCAUCUUAAAAAAAUGUCCCUCAACAUUAGUCAAAGUAGUCUUAAAUCACUACUUAUGUAACCUGCCUUUUACGUUCAUCAGGCAAUGAGCUUUUCAGGUGAAUAGUGUACAUUCCGUUACACUGACACACGCACACACACACACACACACACACACGCACACACACACACACCACAGUUUCAUUUUAAAAGUGCUCCUUACAAUAACAUGGUCUAGUGUUACUUAUUGGCAGUAAUGAAUCUGGUAAAUCGGACCAAACUAAAAUGCUUGAAGGAUGCUGGAUGUUUUCCAGCAGUUGCUCCCUGAGUCCUGUGUGAGAGGAAUGUAUCUAAUAAUCUGAUGGGCUUAUGUCCAGUGACCCAUUGUAACUGUAUAUCCACUUCCCACCCUAUCUCUGCCUGCUCGGUUUCUUCACCACCUUCUGUCUCUUUCUGUCUUUUAGCCAACUUGCUUUCACUGAUCAAAGCUCAGAUGUUGUAGCAUGAGUGGGGGAAAAAAAGCAAGGGACAGACUAUUGUUGUUUCAGUGUCUUAACAGAAUUACCAUACACUCUGUUUCUCUGAUUAUAUGCUGUAGACACACCUUUGACUUCUCCAUAAGCCUCAUGGCAAGUCAUGUCCUGUAAACUUGCUUGUAGCCAGAACUCAAAGUGCCUUUUUAUCUAUCUGGUUGAUAUUGUACAGUUACAGUUACCAAAAAGGCACUUAACAUGCAUGUGUAUUGUAAAUGCAGAAUAUGUGAUUAGUGGCUGAAAAUAUACACUGCUUGCAUUGCAGUGGGCUUGUUUCUUUGUUCAUUGUUUUGUUUUUUUCUUUUUUUGAAUGUAAAAGUUUUACUAUGCUCUCAGACCACUUUAGCCUAAAAUGACAAUAAGAACUGUAAUGUCAAGCCAGGGUCAAUCUAUCACUCAAGUUGGAUUUUGCUGUUGCCUUUUAUACUGAAGUACUGUACAAUUUGUGAAAUUAUUGCUACACAAAUAAAGCUGUUAAGGAUUUUUCUUAUAGGUUAAUCACUGCUUAACCUUUUUCAUGGUAACAAUGUUCAGUAGUUUUGUUCACAUCUUGUCCUAUAUUUAGGACAGGUGCAGGAUAAAUGAUUUUUCCUGAAGAUUCAUCUAAUGACUCUGUAACUACUUUAAGUGGUCAAUUGCAAUUGAAAGGAAAGCAAUGUAUAUGGAUAUAUGUAUAAAUAGUACAGAUGUACUUUGAUUAAUAGUAUAUGUGCAUCAAUAAGGCCUACAGUAGAUCCCUGUGUGAAAACUUUGACUUUACUGUAUGUAGCCUAAAGGGGGCAGUAUCUAACAACAAGACUUAACCUAAUUACUGUGUUAAAAUCUAAGAAAAUAUGUUUUCUGGCUAGUCACACCAAGCCUCUGACUGCAAUUAAAUCACAUAUAAUGAUAUCCAUAAGAACAAUUACUACACAUAAACCAGUUUGGAUGCAUGCUUGAUAUGAAGUUCUAUUUUUAGUUUAUCUGAGGAAGACAAAGCAACAGGUUUCGCUUCUGCCUUCAAAACAUAAUAUCUAAUGGCAGCAGCUAUUCAGACGUAGUCACUCAUGUCACAAAUGAGCAUGCAUAAACAAAACAGAUUUGAUUAACUAUGUGAAACUGACAUAAUAAAGUAUGAAAUUAUAUUGUGUACACAUCAGAGCAUAACACUAAAACAGUGACCUAUAUAACAUGACUUGCAUAUAGAGACUUGUGAGGACUUGUCAAUUAAACAAAGACUUUUUCUGCAGAAAAAAGUUCUCCUGUGACAGAUAUGUUCUUCCAUGUGACAUUAUUAGAUUGUUAUUACAGAUGCACCAUUUUACUGUUGUAGAUGCUCAAGUUUGGUAGUUAUAGUUGGGUAUCUUAGUCCAGUUUGUUCCCAGGUCUGGCCACUCCAUAAGAGGGGCCAUGACAUGAUUUAUAUGAGGAAAGAAGAACAAUAAAGUUAUGCAACCACUGG